AAACAAACAAGUUUUUUGUUAUUGGUUAGUAUAAUUAUUUAAAUAAUUGGAUUAUUUUGAAAAUAUUUGUUUUUUCCAUGUUAGCGUUUAAAGCGUUUAGCCGUGAAAAUGGGUGAAAACUUGGAGAUCACCUAUGAUUUCAAAGAUAAUUUUUAUACAGUUGUUGGUAAUGGAGAAUUCCAUUAUCGGCUUCAGAAUGAUUCAGACUUUUCUGAUGAAUAUUUUGCAAGUCUCACCAAAAAAAACUAUUUUCCGAUAGACAGUGUUGAUUCACAAGGAUGCCAACAAAAAUCAAAUAAUCAGUGUGACAUAGGAAAUAAACAAAAUACUGGUUUUGGUGCUAGCUGUGACCCUACUCCCAGUACAAGUACUGACUUUCAAUCAUUGUGGUCAUCAUGUUCAGAUAUUGAAACCAAUCCAAAAACUGAAUUCAAAUGGACCAAACAGGUUACAUUGCUUCUUUUGAAUUUAUACAAGGAAAAAAAUGAACAAUUCCGAAAUUCAAAAAUAAAAAAUAAAGAUAUUUGGUCAAAAAUAUUAAAAGAAUUUCAAAACAAAGGGUACAUUGUCACAAUAGAUCUGUUAGACAGAAAAUUCAGGAAUAUGAAAAAAACCUAUAAAGACAAUAAAGAUAAAAAAAAAGACUACUGGGGAAUCAUCCAUAACAUGGGAAUAUUUUGAAAUUAUGGAUGAGAUCUUUUUCAAUGAUAAAACAAUGAACCCAACAACCACAAUAUCUUCAAUGGAACCAGUUCUAAAAAAUUCCAAAGUAAAUUUAAACUCUGAAGUUAGUACAAUCGUUAAAGUAUCGGACAAGGAGAAUCAGGAACCAAAAGUGGAGAAAAAAUCCGAAAAAGAACUGACAAAAGUCAUUAAAGCGAAAAGAGUCAAGCAUCUAUAUGAUCAUCGAAAAAAAAUACAGGAAAUAGAAAAUCAAAGAUUAGAAGAGGUGCAAAAAUUGAGACAAGCAAUACAGAGAAACAAUAAUAUUCAAGAAGAAAGGAAUGAACUUUUAAGGCAAAUGCUGUCGAGAAAUUGAACUAGUUAGAUAGUUACUUAUAUACAUGUAUUUCUUUUCCUAUUCUAUAAUGUAUGUAAAUUGUUGUGGAUUUAAGUUUAGGUGCUGUAGAAGUUUGUUAAUGUUAAUUUAUUAUUCCUAUUUGUUUCUGGAAAAAACCGGUAAGUUUAAGCGUUGAAUACCUAAGUAAUAUAGUUUUUUUUUCAGUUCCUAUAUUCUGUGAUACCUCUAGGUUUGAAUUGAAGUUAUUUUAGUUUAUUUUUGUAAACUCUUUUAACAACCUAGUCUUGAAAUAUGCAAUAGGUACCUAGUACAGCUAAAUACUUUGGAUAGUUAGGUGCCAUUGUGAUAAAAAGAAGUAGUACUACAAAAAUCUCCUCUCUGAUGUCUGCCUGUAUUAAUAUGCCAUUGCUCAAAUCCAAAAUAUUAAAAUGUUGAUUUUCUGGAUCCUUUUUUUUAUCGCAAUGAUACUUGUUUUUCUGUUCCUCUGUAAGCUGUAUUAUUUUGUUUGAAUAUGUUUAUUUUUUGUUUGUUUGAUAAUCUCAAGUUUUUUUUUGACAAAAGAAGUUAAUUUAGGCCGGAAUUACCUAAAUCCUUAAUUCUUUGUAUUUGUCCUUAAUUCUUAAUUCCUAAUUUAUUUAACAUUGAG
Messenger RNA from Ceutorhynchus assimilis (cabbage seed weevil), 1667 nucleotides. The record is from the annotation of a GenBank genome assembly. NCBI's taxonomy places the organism in Eukaryota, Metazoa, Arthropoda, Insecta, Coleoptera, Curculionidae.